AUGGAUAAGAUAUUUCGAUCAGCGAGCAAGGUGCUCGUCUGGUUAGGAUGUGAGCCUGCUAUGGUCGAAGCUGCGCGACAGGUGCGGUAUGGCGAUGGCGACACUAGUAAUGCUGUCGCGACAUUGUUGCAUCAUCCAUACUUCUCAAGGGUCUGGAUUGUUCAGGAAGUUGCGCUCGCACGUAAAAGGGUUAUUGUAUGUGGAGACGUGCAGCUCGAAUGGAGUGACUUGCUUGAUGCUGUAGCAAAGCACUUCGACGUCUUGGACCGCAUACCAGCAGUGGUCCAUGAAAAAGAACACUACAGAACGCUGGAGAUGUGUCUGUACAAGUACUGUUGGAACGACUGUCACGACCCGCGGGACAAGCUGUACGGUCUACUUGGUCUGACUGCUGAAAGGUGGCGCAUCAACGUCAACUACAACAAGUCAUUACUGGAGGUAUAUCUGGACGCUGUCUGCGCGAUCUGCGAAGAGCUGUUCGACAUCCUGGAUCCGGACUGUUUUUACGAUGGAUAUAUCGAGUCCCCCGUCAACCUCGAAAACUAUCGCACAACACUCCUUGCUUUGGGUGUAGCGAUGGGUUUUCCUAAGAAUCAGCUCAUGGGCCUGGGACCCUUCAUCGAAGCAAUCCAAGUAGUGUACCACAGCACGUAUUUACGAAACAUCUCGUUCAGUUUCACUGGGCUUCUCCACUCGAAGGAACGAGAGCAAGACUGUGCGUAUGAUGUAACACACCCGAAAGCAAAUAUUGCAGUCCGUUGGGGCUCAAUCAUAGCAACCCGGCGAAAUCCUUUCGUACGCGACGUUAUCCCUCGGAUGGGCUUACAAACAGCCUCAGCUUUAUCGCAGGACGAUGUACGCGGCGAAGAUGAUGAAGCAGGACCAGCCUGGGAUCGAUGGUGGUUCGAGCACAACGGUAGGACGCAAUACUUCAUCUGCCCACACACCGACGAGGUUGCGCUGUCCAGAUCGACAGAGUCUUGA
Alternaria postmessia is the source of this 984-nucleotide messenger RNA. RefSeq lists its product as uncharacterized. Bases 1 to 984 code for a protein of 327 amino acids. NCBI's taxonomy places the organism in Eukaryota, Fungi, Ascomycota, Dothideomycetes, Pleosporales, Pleosporaceae. The transcript has a single exon. The record is from RefSeq and is a predicted model, not a curated record.